GGCUCGGUUGAGGAGUGCGGUUGGAGCGCUAGAGGGUCGCGGCCGGGGAUGAUCUGACAGAUGAAAUAGCGAAAAGAAAGAGAAGGCGGGCGUCCUCCCACACAAAAUCAUGUUCCCCAAAGGCAAAGGAACCCCCGUGCCGUCAGACGGCCAAGCAAGAGAAAAGUUGGCCCUAUACGUCUAUGAAUAUUUGUUACACAUAGGAGCACAGAAGUCUGCACAGACCUUUUUGUCUGAGAUACGAUGGGAGAAGAACAUAACUCUUGGAGAACCUCCGGGAUUCCUACAUUCCUGGUGGUGUGUGUUCUGGGACCUUUAUUGUGCCGCUCCAGAGAGACGAGAGACAUGUGACCACUCCAGUGAAGCGAAGGCCUUCCACGACUACAGUGCGGCCGCGGCCCCCAGUCCUGUCAUGGGAGGGAUGCCCCCCGGUGAGGGCAUGCCAGGAGGGCCCAUGCCACCGGGCUUCUUCCAGGGUCCGCCAGGUCCCCAAGGCUCCCCUCACCCCCAGGCUCCUCCCCCUAACAGUAUGAUGGGACCCCACAACCAGUCCUUCAUGUCACCUCGCUUCGCCGGCGGCCCCAGAGGGCCUCCCAUCAGGAUGGGGAAUCAGCCACCUGGUGGAGGCCCAGGUCCCCACCCCAUGUUGGCCAACAUGGACCCCACAAGACCACAAGGCCAUCCCAACUUGGGGCCAAUGCAGAGAAUGAGUGGGCCCCGAGGCAUGGGACCCAUGGGGCCCGGCCCUCAGAACUUUGGGGGUGGGAUGAGGCCCCCACACAACGCCAUGGGCCCCGGGAUGCCAGGAGUGAACAUGGGCCCCGGUACCGGUCGGCCAUGGCCCAAUCCCAACAAUGCCAAUUCUAUGCCUUACUCAUCUCCCUCUCCCGGUGCAUAUGGGGGGGCGUCUGGAGGUGGGGGUCCCCCAGGAACUCCCAUCAUGCCAAGCCCUGCAGACUCCAACAACUCGGGCGACAACUUGUACACCAUGAUCAACACUGGACCAGGCAACAGGAAUAACUUCCCCAUGGGCCCCGGAUCUGAUGGGCCCCUGGGGGCCAUGGCCGGCAUGGAACCACACCACAUGAACGGAUCACUAGGCUCUGGUGACAUGGAUGGAUUGAACAAGAAUUCCCCAAACAAUUUAAGUGGCAUGAGCAAUCCCCCCGGAACUCCGAGGGAUGACGGGGAGCUGAGUGGAAACUUCCUCCACUCUUUUCAGAGUGAGAACUACUCCCCAACCAUGACGAUGAGUGUGUGACCCCGCCCCUCCUGACGAUUAAUUUGCCAUCAUUCCAAGGAUCUGGACUCAUAAUAGGACAAGGCCAAAAACAUCAGCAGCGAAUCAGGGACAGGCGCCAUUUUGGUUCCAAACAAACACCAGAAUGCUGAUCGGCAGAAAUGCAAUGGCUGGUGACUUACUGCUCCUUGCUAACAAAAAAAAAUGAAGGACAAUUUUCUCCAUUCAUCACAACCCCAAGGUUGACAAAACCAGCUACUGAAAUGCAUAUAUGACACGUUUUAGGUUCUUUGCAAGCCCCCCCCCCCCCCCCCCCCGCUCCCCCAAAGCAAAGGGAAAGAAAAGGGUUGAAGGUGGAAGUUUACCUCCUUGUGCAUUUUAAUUAUUGCUUUGUGGUGCAGGGUGUGUGAAAGAAAUGUUUCUGCUUUCUGUCCUUGAAUAACACUGGAGAGUGUGUGUAUAUGUAUUGUGGGCGAGGGGAUAAUAAGACGAUCUUACCCACAGCUACACUCACUGCACCACGCAACCGUCAAGUGGACAUACGUUUUCAGAUUUACCCUGUUAAUGUCCACCUUUAAGCAACAAAAUAACAUGAUUAUUACAAGUAUUUCUUCCUCCCUAUGGCCACCUCACUAUUUUACCCUAUUUUAUAGAGUGGAGAUGCUAUAAAAUGCUUUUAUUGUGACAGCAUUUCAAGUUUGUAACUGCCCCGAUUGGGUUAUAAAACUUCAAAUCAUCAAAUUGAGCCCAGUUUCUUUGAAUCAGUUCACUUUGCUUUCUGAGAGCAAUGCCAUAACCCCGCCCCCUGUCCCUCAUCUCUUUGCUGUCACCAUCCGUUUCUAAAGAGGGUGGGGGGAAACCAAACUAGCCCAUUGAGUUCUGUCCUAGGGCGGGGGGGGGGGGCGCGAUCUGAAACCGGAGCGCCAGAAAGUGUGUGCAUGAAUGCUGAGAAUCUGUACAACAUACUACCUAGUGCUGCUCUGCUCUGUGUGGACACCUGCUUUAAGACGUGUAUAUCCUCCUUGAUCUGCUUGUGCUUCACACUCUGUGCUCCGUGUUGUAGCCUUUGUGUUUAUACCCCAAUCCGGUUGAAUUGGCGUUCUUUCUUUUUAUAUGAUGACAUGGCUAUGAAUAAGUUGCCCAUUGUAAUCUCCCAUGCGUAUAGGUCAUUUGUAUUUUCUCCUCUGUAUCAUUGGUUGCACCCCUCCCCUCCUGUCCCUUUUUUUUAUUUUAUAUUUUGAUACAAACUUUGACUACGUAUAUUGCCCCAGUUAUUCAGAAUUAGUUCCGGCUUUCUAAACUGAUUUGAGUAGGCAUUAUUAUAAACUUAGAAGCAGUCUUGUUAAUGUGAUGAGAAAUUUGUUUUUGACUUUUUGUUUUUCGUUUCUUGUGAGCAUUGAGCAUUAUACACUCUGUCCUAUGUUGCCUUUAUUUGCGGAUAUUUUUUUAUUUCAAAUUGAGGAAAGAUUGCUUGUUAAUAUAAUUUUACAGUAACUUAUUUACUUGCCAUGAGUUUUUUUUUUCUUUUUUACAAUUUGGUCUAGCUUCAAGAUGACCCAAGGCUAGAUUUAAAUAAAGAACUUAAAAUAAAACUAUUGUUAAACUGUUGGAAACGA
Gadus morhua (Atlantic cod) is the source of this 2856-nucleotide messenger RNA. RefSeq names its product single stranded DNA binding protein 3b (gene ssbp3b). Bases 110 to 1261 code for a protein of 383 amino acids. Gene Ontology annotation, molecular function: single-stranded DNA binding; protein binding. The record is from RefSeq and is a predicted model, not a curated record. NCBI's taxonomy places the organism in Eukaryota, Metazoa, Chordata, Actinopteri, Gadiformes, Gadidae. Gene Ontology annotation, cellular component: nucleus. The transcript is spliced from 18 exons. Gene Ontology annotation, biological process: positive regulation of transcription by RNA polymerase II.